Molecule: messenger RNA, 3006 nt
Organism: Miscanthus lutarioriparius
Lineage: Eukaryota; Viridiplantae; Streptophyta; Magnoliopsida; Poales; Poaceae
Source: the annotation of a GenBank genome assembly
AUGGACGUGGACUCGCGCAUGGCGACGGAGUCCGACUCCGACUCCGACGCGCGCGGCGGCGGGUCAGGGUCCGGGAGCGAGACCCCCACGGCGUCCCCGUCCCCGUCCCAGUCCCCGUCGGCGUCCCCGUCCCCGUCCGCGCCCGGGACGCCCACGGCCGCGGCCGCGUCCCCGGGGCCGGUGGCGGGGCCCAGGCCUGCGCCGGGAUACACGGUGGUGGACGCCGCGAUGGACAAGAAAGAGGACGGGCCGGGGUGCCGGUGCGGCCACACGCUCACGGCAGUGCCGGCAGUCGGGGAGGAGGGCUCGCCCGGGUAUGUGGGCCCGCGCCUGAUACUCUUUGGUGGUGCCACCGCGCUCGAGGGCAAUUCCGCCACGCCACCCUCGCCGGCUGGGAGCGCUGGGAUCCGUCUUGCUGGUGCCACUGCUGAUGUCCAUUGUUAUGAUGUGUUAUCAAAUAAGUGGACCAGGCUUACUCCACUUGGUGAACCUCCUUCACCAAGAGCUGCACAUGUAGCCACUGCUGUUGGAACCAUGGUGGUCAUUCAGGGUGGAAUUGGCCCUGCUGGCUUAUCUGCUGAGGACCUUCAUGUUCUGGAUCUUACACAACAACGACCGCGAUGGCAUAGAGUUGUGGUUCAAGGUCCUGGUCCUGGUCCACGGUAUGGACAUGUGAUGGCCUUGGUUGGGCAGCGAUUCUUAUUGACAAUUGGUGGCAAUGAUGGAAAACGGCCCUUGGCAGAUGUAUGGGCCCUUGAUACUGCGGCUAAGCCAUAUGAAUGGAGAAAACUUGAACCGGAAGGUGAAGGGCCACCACCAUGCAUGUAUGCAACUGCUAGUGCCCGUUCUGAUGGUCUCCUUUUGCUUUGUGGUGGAAGGGAUGCCAAUAGUGUGCCCCUAUCGAGUGCAUAUGGGCUUGCUAAGCAUAGAGAUGGGCGCUGGGAGUGGGCAAUUGCCCCUGGUGUGUCUCCAUCACCCAGAUAUCAACAUGCAGCUGUUUUUGUCAAUGCACGGCUUCAUGUCUCAGGAGGGGCUCUUGGGGGUGGUCGCAUGGUAGAAGACUCCUCAAGCGUUGCAGUGUUGGACACUGCUGCUGGAGUUUGGUGUGAUACCAAAUCAGUAGUUACAACUCCAAGGACAGGAAGAUAUAGUGCAGAUGCAGCAGGUGGUGAUGCUUCUGUAGAGCUUACACGGCGGUGCAGGCAUGCAGCUGCCGCUGUUGGUGAUCUGAUAUUUGUUUAUGGAGGUUUACGGGGAGGUGUGCUGCUAGAUGACCUCCUAGUUGCUGAAGAUCUUGCUGCUGCUGAAACAACCAGUGCAGCUAAUCAUGCAGCAGCUGCUGCUGCUGCAUCUGCAAAUGUACAAAGAGAAGCUGGUAGAUAUGCCUACAACGAUGAACAAUCAGGACAAACAGUUACAGUUUCAAGUCCUGAUGGAGCUGUUGUUCUUGGGACUCCGGUUGCUCCUCCGGUCAAUGGGGACAUGUAUACUGAUAUUAGUCCUGAGAAUGCCAUUAUCCAGGGACAGAGAAGAUUGAGCAAAGGUGUUGAUUAUUUGGUUGAAGCAUCAGCUGCAGAGGCUGAGGCAAUCAGUGCUACUUUAGCUGCUGUAAAGGCUAGGCAAGUUAACGGUGAGAUGGAGCAUUCACCUGACAGGGAACAGUCUCCAGAUGCUGCACCAAGUACCAAGCAAAAUUCAAGCCUCAUAAAACCAGAUCCUGCUCUUUUGAACAAUUCAACACCACCUCCUGGGGUUCGGUUGCACCAUAGAGCAGUUGUGGUAGCAGCAGAAACUGGAGGUGCCUUAGGUGGCAUGGUUAGACAGCUGUCGAUUGACCAGUUUGAGAAUGAAGGUAGAAGGGUCAUUUAUGGCACCCCUGAGAAUGCAACUGCGGCAAGGAAAUUACUAGAUCGACAAAUGUCUAUUAAUAGUGUGCCCAAAAAGGUAAUUGCUUCUCUUCUGAAACCUCGUGGUUGGAAGCCCCCUGUGCGAAGGCAGUUCUUUCUUGACUGCAAUGAGAUUGCAGAUCUAUGUGAUAGUGCUGAAAGAAUAUUUUCAAGUGAACCUAGCGUCAUACAGCUAAAAGCUCCCAUUAAGAUAUUUGGUGAUCUGCAUGGUCAAUUUGGUGACCUCAUGCGCUUAUUUGAUGAAUACGGUGCUCCUUCAACAGCCGGAGAUAUUGCCUACAUAGAUUAUCUUUUCUUGGGAGAUUAUGUCGAUCGUGGUCAGCAUAGUCUGGAGACAAUCAGUCUUCUCCUUGCACUGAAGGUUGAAUAUCCUCACAAUGUACAUUUAAUUCGAGGGAAUCAUGAAGCAGCGGAUAUCAAUGCUCUUUUUGGGUUCCGAAUAGAGUGCAUAGAGAGAAUGGGUGAGCGGGAUGGAAUCUGGACCUGGCAUCGUGUGAACAGGUUAUUUAAUUGGCUUCCUUUGGCUGCACUAAUAGAAAAGAAGAUAAUUUGUAUGCAUGGUGGUAUUGGUCGGUCCAUCAACCAUAUAGAACAAAUUGAAAAUCUUCAAAGACCAAUUACCAUGGAAGCAGGCUCAGUUGUUCUGAUGGAUCUUCUAUGGUCUGAUCCAACUGAGAAUGAUAGUGUAGAGGGACUCAGGCCAAAUGCACGGGGCCCUGGACUUGUUACCUUUGGGCCUGAUAGAGUUAUGGAGUUCUGCAACAACAAUGACCUGCAGUUGAUUGUGCGAGCACAUGAGUGUGUGAUGGAUGGCUUUGAGCGUUUCGCUCAAGGUCACUUGAUCACUCUUUUCUCGGCAACAAAUUACUGUGGAACGGCAAACAACGCAGGUGCAAUCUUAGUUCUUGGAAGGGAUCUGGUGGUUGUUCCAAAACUCAUCCAUCCUUUGCCGCCUGCCAUUACGUCACCUGAGACCUCUCCAGAGCAUCAUAUUGAGGACACAUGGAUGCAGGAGUUGAAUGCCAACAGACCGCCAACACCAACCAGGGGCCGCCCUCAAGCACCCAACAAUGACCGAGGCUCCCUUGCCUGGAUAUAG